UCUCAUUUGAAAUCUGCCCUGUUAUAGGCAGUUGACAGUUGCCCAAACGCAGGCACAGGGAGAUGAGUUUUCUUGCGGGAAGAUUAGCAGGAAAAGAGGGUGCAUAUUUUUUCCAGGAAUCCAAACACGCCGUAAGCCGACAUGCCCUGAAAAUCGCAACCCAGAAACCUUCUUCUCUGCCUGGUCCUGGUCCUUCUUCCAACGCGGUUCAGCAAGAAGCCCAAGCGGACGUGCUUCCCGAGGUGCUGAGGCACUCUCUGCCCCCCAAGAUUUAUUACCAGCCGUCCGAUUCUUCGUCCCUAUCCACCACCUCCAAGUGGGUUCUUCAUUCGGAUCCGAGCAAAGGGUCUUCUUUGUCUUCCGAGGCUUUCAACCCGCUAAGGGCUUAUCUGUCUCUGCCUCAGGUCACCUUUGGCCCCAAAAGGUGGCAACUGCCCCAAACAGAACACUCUGUUUCGGCCUCAACAGCAAAUGAAUUGCGUCAAGACAGGCAUGCUCCCAUUAAUCCUGAAAAGUUGAAGGCUGCAGCUGAAGGGCUUAAACAAAUUGGGAAGGCAUUUGCUGUUGGUACUGUAAUUGUAUUUGGCGGUGCCACCUUGUUAUUUGGACUGGCAGUCUCAAAGCUAGAGCUGCGCACUAGUGAUGACAUUCGAACCAAAGGAAGAGACCUGGCAGAGCCGAAACUCGAGAUGAUUAAGGAGCAACUGGUUCCCUUGAAAACCUGGGCUGAUAAUAUGACAAAGAAAUGGCACUUGGAAAGGGAGGAAAAUAUUAAAGAGAAGCCUAUCAUAAAAGAGCUUUCCAAAAUUUGGGGUGCAAAGACAUCCAAUUGAUAUUUUUUUUUUUCUUUUAUAGUGGUUUUUUUUUUUUUUUUUUUUUUUUUGCGCCGGGGGUGGUGUUGAUGAAAAUAGUGUCCGAGUGAUUGUACCUCUUGCUAUGGCUGCAAGGCUUGUAGACGGAAGAAAAGGGAAAAACAAUACAAAUAUUUUUGUUGUAUGAAUAGAUGACCACUCUGGGGCAUGAUGUUGUAUAAGGGAUAUGAAUAAACUACUUGUUUGCAUUUCAGAGGAGUAGCUACUGAAUUUGCAGAUUACAGGCAUGAUGUUGUAAAUAAAAGAAUUUACAAACAUGUGUGGAUGAAGUACUGUGAUGUAUUUAAUAAAAUUCUCAAGAUCAAUUGAGUACA
Molecule: messenger RNA, 1186 nt
Organism: Alnus glutinosa
Lineage: Eukaryota; Viridiplantae; Streptophyta; Magnoliopsida; Fagales; Betulaceae
Exons: 5
Coding region: 63-833 (256 amino acids)
Source: RefSeq, a predicted model, not a curated record